Molecule: messenger RNA, 3049 nt
Organism: Folsomia candida
Lineage: Eukaryota; Metazoa; Arthropoda; Collembola; Entomobryomorpha; Isotomidae
Product: zinc finger protein 26-like
Exons: 6
Coding region: 281-2299 (672 amino acids)
Biological process (GO): regulation of transcription by RNA polymerase II
Cellular component (GO): nucleus
Molecular function (GO): RNA polymerase II transcription regulatory region sequence-specific DNA binding; DNA-binding transcription factor activity, RNA polymerase II-specific
Source: RefSeq, a predicted model, not a curated record
CGGGAUGUGAAUUUGAGACCGACAGAGCAGCUGAAAGUAUUCUCAAAUUCUCACACACAACAUUUGUUAAAAAUUUUAACUUAAAAUUUAAAUUGUUUAAUUAUGUAGUUGCCUUGUAAUUAAUUGUAUAGUAGGGACCAUGACGGUCACGAGUUGUUUCUGCAGCCCUAAAGUUUAGGGAUCAAGAUAUGUCGACGACGCUACGAAAAAAUCCAUUUCCUCCAAAGUUUGUGAGCCUUUCUCGUUCGUCGAAAUUUUAUGGCAAAUUUUAUAUUUGAUCAUGAAAAUGAAAGAUGAAGAUCAACUUCUCCGGAACACUGGUGCUGAAAUGGAACCACUUGUCAUCAAAUCGGAAAUAGAAGUGGAAAAUGAUAAUUCAGGGGAAUGUAUUAGAAAUGUGCUCGAGGAUGACGACGAUGAGGAGGAUGACGUAGAAGACUGGUCACAACAGGUCAUGGACGAAGUAACGGACGAGGAAGAAGACGACGACGAUGAAGAAACAGACCUCAGCCGUGAUCCAUUGGAAGAUGUUGAUGAUUAUUUCCGUAAUGGUUCGGCCCAUUCAAACCGCGAUGGCCCACCUCAAAAAAUUGGGAAAACUGGGGAUCCGGCUUUUAAUAAAUCAUCGUCCAAGAAACUCCCUCGACCAAAAGUAACCAAGAAGAUCAGAAGGAAUCCAUCCAAGAUAGAUCCACUUUCUAUUUGUUCCAUUUGUGGUGACAAAGGACCUUGGGCUUAUCCAAAAAAUACACUACAAACUCACCUCAACUGCCACUCGAUCGAGUCCCACAAAGAUGACGAACGUUGGUACUCACCCGAGAAAAUGAAAUGCCCCGUCACUGUUUCCUGCAAAUUUGUGAGGAAGAGCCCCCUCCUUAUUUGGGAACAUAUCAUGGAAAGUCAUAUCACCCUCCUUCACCAUUGCCCCACCCCCUCAUGUGACGAGUACUUUAUUUUGGAAUCCACCCUCAACGCCCACGUCGCACUCCACUCUUCAACGUCCCCCGUUCCUUGCCCAGUUUGCGACACUACGUUCCCAGACGGCCCCUCCCUCCUGGAACAUCUCAGUUCCUCCCACAGUAGCAAAAAAACAGCCACGAUGUACACCUGCUCAACCUGCAAGCGAGCGUAUUCCAGUCUGAUAACACUUCGUGACCACGAGAAACGUCACACGAAUCUUGACGACAGAAGAAAAUCCUGUGAGUUUUGUUCCUAUACAUGCCUCAAUGCAGGAACGAUGUCUAACCAUAUCAUCACUAAACAUGAGGGGGACCCAACUCUUAGGAAGAAGUGGAGGUGUGACCUCUGCAAGAAAGCGUUCGUCUCCAAGGUUGUGCUAAGGCGACAUGUCACAUUGCACAAAAAAUUCGAUGGCACUGGUAGAACGUUAAAGUGCAAGAUAUGCGAAUACCCCUUCUUUCCUGGAGAGGAUGGGAAGCUUCAACUACAUUUAGAAAAGAUUCAUGGGGAUGGGAACGAUUUAAGGCUGAAAAAAUGUGUCAUCACUGGAUGCGCGUUCACGACCUCAGCGUCGACACACCUGCGGCAGCACGAGAGAAAACACCACCCAAAACUCUUGAUCCAUAAAUGUGAUUCAUGUGGGAAGGUGUAUUCAGAAAAGAUUUUGUUGGAAACGCAUCUCAAAACGCACCAAGAAGGGGAUGGACUGUUUGGUUGCUGCGUGUGCAAAUCGAUUUUUCUAUCAGGGGAUAAGCUCGCUGCCCAUUUGAAAAUUCAUAAUGGAGAAAGCAACCUCUCCUGCGACCUCUGUCCUGUCACCUUUGCUGACCGUGGGCAACUUCGAGCUCAUAAAAUACUCAGACAUAACGCGCCUACACCUCAUAUCUGCUCCAUUUGUAAGAAGAAAUUUGCUAAAAAGAGUUACCUACAAGAGCACAUGGAUACCCAACACCCAUCUGAAACCACGCCUACCUUUGGCUGUCACCUUUGCUCUAGGGUUUUACAUUCUCUUGCGCAAAUCAGAGCUCAUAUUAGGAACGUGCAUGAAAAGCCGCAAAAUAUUCCCACCUGUCCAACCUGUGGCAAGAAGGCAAGCGACAUGAAAAUGCACAUUUUAAGAGCACAUGCUAAUGCAGAUAAAAAGGCAAAGAGGAGCUGCUAUUUUUGUGGAAAGACAUUUAUCCGAACUGAAGAGUUAACGACGCACUUAUCGACCCAUACUCUGGAGAAACCAUUUAUUUGCCACAUUUGCUCGAAGGAUUACACGCAGGGUGCUUCUUUGGGAAGACAUUUUAAAAUGCACAAGACUAACGGGGAUUUCUUCCCAAAACCGGACUAGUUUUGAAUGACGAUAGUGGAAGGGAAAAAUGUCGACCUAUUCGUUGCUAGCGGAAAAUUUCCUUUAAAAGUCAAAGCAUAGGGCAAUAAUUAUACUUAUGUAUGUAUAUUGUUAGUGUCGGUUAAUAAUCUGUAACUGGAAGGUCAGACGUUGGCUAGCACGCAAGCUCUAUUUUUUUAACUUUAAAAUAUUGUAUCACUCAGAUUUAACGAUAAACAGUCGGAUACAAAGUUCGCAUUACGUAGAAAUCAGUAAUUAAUACAGUUUGUCAAGCCUUUUAAUUCAGGUACAUUACAUGCUAAGUAAGUAUUAAAUACAUACAUGGCAUUUUUAUAUAAUUGUUGUAUUACAAAAAUGACGACUCAUCCUUCAAGUACUUUGAGAUAUAAUUUAAUUAUCUUAAUUUUAUCGUAUUUUAGCGCUUAGUCGAGUGUUAAUUACAGGAUUAAUUAACACCAACGAAUUGUGUCGUAAAUUUUUACUGCAACGAAGAAUUAUCUCUAAAACUUAUUUAUUAUCCUUAUGUCAUACGUAGUACACAGUCCGUGGGUAAGUAGGAAACUGGAAGUGGAUACCUAAUAUUCAUGUAAUUCGAUCUUAAGUAUCCUAGAAUUCCCAUCAUUAGAAGCUUCAGUUUGUAUUGGGAAGUUUAUGUAUUUUUUAUAAGUACUUGAUAAACUAGUCAAGUAAUGCAAUGUUGAAUAAAUAACAUAAUAAAAUACAUAACAUUGGUGUGAAUUUUAAAUUAAA